Molecule: messenger RNA, 5728 nt
Organism: Rubroshorea leprosula
Lineage: Eukaryota; Viridiplantae; Streptophyta; Magnoliopsida; Malvales; Dipterocarpaceae
Source: the annotation of a GenBank genome assembly
GGUGAUUGAAACCCACCCUAAGCUCCUUUUUCUUCCGCUCUAAAGGUAGCCCCGAUUAUUGCUGACUUAAGCAUCGGAGUGUCUACCCCGAGGACCCACCUAGGGGUUUGUAGGAGAUCGCCCUCCAAGAAAUGAAAUGGACGAACAGGAGGACACUCACGAAUCCGAGCCCGGCUUGAAUGACUUUAGGCCAAUGCCAAGAAAUCUUUUUGUAGGAGGAGCCGAACAGGAUCACCUAAGUGAGACAGAUGAUGAAAGAACACCAACUGGGUAUGCAACCCAGCCUAAACAGUUCCAAGUUCUAACAGGAACAAGACAGAGAUCUGCCAGACCGUACAAUUCACAGCGUGAACGACCUGAAAGGUCAACAGAACCUGCUCGGACAACCGAGCUCGAAGAGAGAACUAGAGUUCUCGAAAUGGCAAUGGGUAAAAUCCUUGCCCGUUUAAUUCCUGAUGACCCCUUGAUUCCUUUGCUGAACAGAGGUGCACAACCGACUGCGAUUGUUGCAACUCGAAACUCCCCCGCUCUCAACAACAUAGUAGUGCCGACUAGGCCAAGGGGAAGCGGGAAGUUGAAUAUCGAGCCCAGCUCGUCCAAACAUAGUGAAGAACUGAUGAGAAAAAACGCAGACCUUGAAAGACAGCUACGGGACGUACAAAAGUCUAUUGACGAGCUGAAAAGUCCCAGGUCGCAUCAACAGACUCUGGAUUUGGAUAGUGCACCACUAAACUUGUCCAUUACGACGGAGCCGUAUCAAGAGGGAUUCAAAAUUCCCCACCUGGAGACAUAUGAUGGCUCGGGUGACCCUGAUGAACAUCUGCACACCUAUCAAGCCAUCAUGAGAAUCCAAAAUGCCAAUGAUGCCAUGAUGUGCAAAGUGUUCCCAGCAACACUCAAGCCAACAGCCAGGAGAUGGUAUCAGAAACUCCCUAGACAUUCAAUAGAUUCAUUUUCCCAGCUCGCCAAGCUAUUUUCUAACAAAUUUGCGAGCCAAAGGGAGAUCAAGCGCACAGCAACCGAGCUGAUGCAAGUUAACCAGAAGGAAGGGGAAUCUUUGAGGGAUUACAUGCAGCGGUUCAACAAAGCCACCUUGGACAUUGAUAACGUCCCAGACACGAUCUACCUGUCCGCCCUGUUACAUGGGUUGAAGCGUGGCCGGUUUCUAGACGACCUGCUUGAAAACCCACCAAAGACGUGGAACGAGGUGAAUGACAGGUCGGCCAGCUUUAUACUGUCAGAGGACUUUCAGUCGUCCAAGCGACAAGCUGAUGACAAGACGAGCAAAGGCCAGGAACAACAACCGAGAAGAGAAGAGAAGAAGAAACAGAAGGUCAGUGAGCAAUGGGGGAAACCAGCUGAGUUCCCAAAAUAUGCCAAUUACAUUCCUUUGACCUUACCUAGGUCUCAAAUCCUGGCACAAAUCCAGCACUGGGUUAGGAGACCUCUACCCCCAUUACAUGAUUCCCCGAGGGCAGAUAAGAGCAAGCAUUGUGACUACCAUCGUGUAUAUGGUCACAAUACAGAGGAUUGCCAACACUUGAAGGACGAGUUGGAGUUUUUGGCUCGUAAUGGGAAGUUAGAAGGGUAUGUUCAGAAGCCUCACACCCAGCAACCCGCUCAAACCCAUUUUGUACAGGCGUACGACCGACCUCAAGGGCAGAGGACGUCCGUUCAACAGGAGAGGACAGGGACCGAGAACUACCGUCCCAAAUCAAAAAGACAGGAAGAGGUAGGUUAUGCUGGAAUACCCCCACCCUCUGGUACCAUAAACAUGAUAUCAGGCGGUGUUUACUCUGGGGGCCAAAGCGCCCGAGGCCGCAAGGCGUAUGCACGCCAGGUGAUGACAGUUAACAAAAACAGGCCUUUGAAACGCCCGUUUGAAGAGCCAGAAUGGGAACAUGCCCCCAUCACAUUCAGCCCGGCAGACUACAAACGAGCAGAAGAAGAACCUGACAUUAUGAUGCCCUAUGCAGAUCCCUUUGUGGCAACGGUUCAUAUAGGCAAUCAUAAUGUCAAUAAAGUGUUCAUUGACACUGGUAGUUCACCAGAUAUCCUGUACUGGAGUUGCUUCCAGAAGAUGCAGCUAAAUCCGAGCUCGUUGCGGAAGCAUGAAGGCCCAAUAUACGGGUUCGAUAACCAACCCGCCCCGGUUGAGGGAGUUAUUACUCUUCCUAUAUAUGUGGGCUCAGAACCCCGCUUCAGAAUGGCUUCCGUCACCUUCCUGGUCGUUAAGAUGGAAUCAGCUUUCAAUGCUAUAUUAGGAAGAGCCACCCUGUGCGAGCUGAAGGCUGUUAUCUCACAGCCCCAUCUCUGUAUGAAAUUCCCAACUCCUCAGAGGGUAGGAGUGUUGAAAGGGAAUCAGGAGAUGGCCAAAGCCUGCUAUCAAGACACGUUCAAGAAGGUCGAGCUCGCUGCAGCCCCGGCAAGUGCUGAAGGCCGCAAGCCAACCCAGUCCGAACCAGUAGAGCCAGUGGAAACAGUGCCUUUAAACUUGGAUGUGCCGGAGAGAACAGUGAAGAUCGGCACUAAACUCACAGAGGAAGAGUGGGCGGAACUUCUGGAAUUUUUGAGGAAUAAUCAGGAUGUGUUCGCGUGGACUACUGAUGAAAUGCCUGGCGUCCCAGCAGAAUUAACACUCCACAAGCUCAGCACAGACCCCACCAGAAGGCCGGUGGUGCAAAAACGCCGCCUUUUUGGCCCCGAGAAGCAAGCUGUCAUAGAUGAAGAGAUACGAAAGCUGUUACAGGCAGGCUUCAUCAGGAGAGUGGAAUACUCUGAAUGGGUGUCCAACCCUGUGCUCGUCAAAAAGCCAAACGGCAAGUGGAGGAUGUGUAUUGAUUUCACCAACCUCAAUGACGCAUGUCCAAAAGACCCUCAUCCGUUGCCAAAUGUCGAGAAGUUGGUAGAACGGGCAGCUGGGCAUGAACGGAUGAGUUUUCUAGACGCCAGCUCGGGUUACCACCAGGUCCAACUGUUGUUAGACGACCAGGAAAAAACGGCUUUUUACGCUGGUGACGCAAUAUACUGCUAUGUUAUGAUGCCGUUUGGCCUCAAAAAUGCUGGAGCAACAUACCAGAAGCUAGUGCAAAUCAUCUUUGAGCUCCAGAUCGGCAGGAACAUAGAAGUGUAUGUAGAUGAUAUGAUAGUCACCAGCGUGCGAGCUGAGGAUCACAUUGACGACCUGGAUGAAACAUUUCGAAACUUUGUGUCGAGCUCAAAUGAAACUGAAUCCCUUGAAAUGCACGUUUGCUGUGGAAUCAGGGAAAUUCCUAGGGUACGUGGUAUCCAAGAAAGGAAUCGAAGUAAAUCCAGAGAGGGUACAGGCAGUUCAGCAGAUGGAACCUCCCAAGACAGUAAAAGAUGUAUAGCGUCUGACAGGUCGGGUGGUUGCGUUGCACAGUGGACUGAUGAGUGUCAACUGGUGUUUGACGAGCUCAAACAGUAUUUGGCAUCCGCACCCCUGUUGUCCAAGCCUGUCGACGAGGAAUGUUUAUAUCUUUAUCUGGGGGUCACAGAAGAAGCGGUGAGUUCAGUGCUGCUAAGGGAAGAGAAUAAGAGUCAGAAGCCUGUCUGCUACGUGAGCAAGGUGUUACAAGGUGCCGAGCAGAACUACCCGCUAGCAGAAAAGGCUGCUUUUGCUUUGGUCUGCACGGCUCGUAAGCUGAGAGCUUAUUUUCAGUCUCAUCAGAUUGUCGUCUAUACCGAUUUACCAUUGAGAAAAAUACUGCAGAAACCUGAACUCUCUGGUCGGCUUAUUGGAUGGAGCGUCGAGCUGAGUGAAUAUGACCUGAAAUUUCGACCGCGCACAACCAUAAAGGGCCAGGCCGUAGCGGACUUUUUGGUGGAGUGCACCUCAAUAACUAACAAAGAGAAAGCACCUGAACACCCAGUCUGGGUUUUGUAUGUUGAUGGAGCAGCUAAUAUUGAAGGGUCGGGUGCUGGGGCUGUGUUACUUGGCCCAGAUGGCUUCAAGUCUGAGCACGCGCUGAGGUUUAAGUUUCAGACGACCAAUAACGCUGCAGAAUAUGAAGCCCUCAUUUACAGACUAAAGCUGGCGUCCGAGCUGAAAGUACAAAACAUUCAGCUCAGUCGUUAUGCCUCUGUGGUCAACAGAUUGAAAUCGAUAUUUGCCCUUUUCCAAAUUGAUAAAAUACCAAGAGCAGACAACCACAGAGCUGACGAGCUGUCAAAGUUGGCCUCCUCGCAGGACAUUAACCCUCAGAGAUCAACAAUUGUCGAGGUACUCGACGCACCGAGCUACACUGAUUUCACAGUCGAGUGUCAACUGCUAAGUACAGGCCCCUCUACACCGAGUUGGACCACCCUGCUCAUAAAUUAUUUACAAAGUGGCGAGCUACCUGAAGACCAAUCUGCUGCAAAAGUGAUUAGAUGCAGGGCGGCACAUUUCACUUUGGUAGAUAACCAGCUCUACAAACGGGCAGCCUCCAUGCCCCUAUUACGCUGCCUUACUCCUUACGAAGCUGAAUACGCAGUGAGGGAAGUUCACGAAGGAGUAUGUGGCACGCACAUAGGUGGCAAGACUUUAGCUCGGAAACUCCUGAGGCAUGGUUAUUACUGGCCUACUAUGGUCGAGGACGCGCUGAACUAUGUCAAAAAAUGUCCGACCUGCCAGUUCAAUGCUGAUGAUAUACACAUGCCAGGAGAAAUGCUAUCAUCUCUCACGUCUCCCCGGCCCUUUGCUCAAUGGGGUGUCGACCUGCUCGGCCCCUUCACCAAAGGCAAAGGAGGUUGCACUUUCCUAGUCAUUGCAGUGGAUUACUUCACUAAGUGGGUAGAAGCUAAACCAUUGUCCAUGACAACAGAAAGGAAAAUAGAAGAAUUCUUGUUGAAUUCAAUAUUGUGCAGGUUCGGCAUACCUAAGCGGAUCAUCGCCGACAAUGGGCCACAGUUCCGAGCAGCAGCACUGAGAUCAUUUUGUAACGACUAUGGCAUUGAGCUUGCCUUGACAUCGGUAUAUACUCCACAAUCUAACGGACAAGCCGAGUCCGCCAAUAAAAUCGUCUUGCGAGGCCUCAAGACACGUGUUUUAGCUGCACAUUCUAAUUGGGUCGACGAGCUCAAUAAAGUGCUCUGGUCUUGUCGUACUACACCCAGCUCGGCCACGGGUGAAACCCCAUUUAGCCUGGCCUAUGGAGCUGAGGCCGUCAUCCCAGUGGAGGUGGGAUUGCCAUCUGAUCGAGUAGGCUGGCAUGACGAUCUCAGCAAUGAGCAGCUAUUGAGAGAAAACCUAAACUUCGUGGAAGAGAUCAAGGAGAUGUCUAGAAUAAGAAACAUGGCGCAUCAAAGUCGUGUAGCAAAAUUUUACAAUAAAAGAGUUCGAGCUCGCCAGUUUCAAGUCGGCGAUCUGGUUCUACGUAAAGUUGGAUUGACGAAUGCUUACCCUCACAUGGGCAAGCUCGCGCCUAAUUGGGAAGGACCUUAUAUGGUCAUUUCUAUUCAACGACCUGGGUUUUACCGGUUAGCAGAUUUACAAGUUAAUGUAUAUGUGUUAACGUUUGUUGACGUGCCAAAAUGGAUGGAGUCGCCAUCUAUCCAAAUGAGGUGGGAUAGAUCACCAAAGUCUACGCAGAAAUUGACUAGGUCCGGAGGGUCGGUUAAGCAUGGGGAAGGUGUUAGGCACCCCACAACUUCCAAAUAAUAUGGUUACCACAUACUUUAAUUUUGGGAACUUUUCAAUUUUAUAUAACAAAAUAAUAAUAAUUAC